Messenger RNA from Meriones unguiculatus (Mongolian gerbil), 24591 nucleotides. It is a transcript of the gene Dst, whose product is annotated as dystonin. Bases 256 to 23592 code for a protein of 7778 amino acids. The transcript is spliced from 104 exons. Lineage: Eukaryota; Metazoa; Chordata; Mammalia; Rodentia; Muridae. Gene Ontology annotation, biological process: cytoplasmic microtubule organization; hemidesmosome assembly; wound healing. The record is from RefSeq and is a predicted model, not a curated record. Gene Ontology annotation, molecular function: structural molecule activity; microtubule binding; calcium ion binding. Gene Ontology annotation, cellular component: focal adhesion; cytoplasm; membrane.
GGAGGGAGGGGCGCGGCCGCCGCCGCCGCGCCGCGUGCUGAGUCAUGGCGAGCGCUGCCCGCCGCUCUCCCGCAGUCGUCCCCGGGCCGGCGCGGGCUGUGCAGCCAUUGGGCCGCGCGCGGGGCCGCGAGCGCCGGGCUUGACGCGCUGAGCCGCGCCGCGCCGAGCCGCGCUCGCCCGCGCCCGCCCGCCCCGCGCCCCGCGCGCUCCGCAGCCUCAGCCCCGCGCCGCUCGGCCCCCCGCCUCGCCCGCACCAUGAUCGCCGCGGCUUUCCUCGUCCUGCUGAGACCCUACAGCAUCCAGUGUGCCCUCUUCCUCUUGCUGCUUCUGCUGGGCACCAUCGCCACCAUCGUUUUCUUCUGCUGCUGGCACCGCAGGCUCCAGAAGGGGAGGCAUCCCAUGAAAUCCGUCUUCUCGGGGCGUUCCAGGAGCAGAGAUGCUGCGCUGAGAUCUCAUCACUUUCGCUCUGAGGGAUUCCGAGCAAGUCCUCGCCACAUCAGGAGACGAGUUGCAGCGGCUGCAGCUGCCCGGCUAGAAGAAGCGAAGCCUGUGGUGGAAGCUCACCAUCAGAGCGAGCAAGAGUUGGCAGCGAGGAAGCGAAGGAUCAAGAAAAAUAGCCGAGUGCAGCCAGAAUUUUAUCAUUCUGUCCAAGGUGCUUCAACCAGAAGGCCUAGCUCGGGGAACGUGUCCUACCGCUGUUCUAUGUCCUCCUCUGCGGAUUUUUCUGAUGAGGAUGAUUUCAGCCAGAAAUCUGGCUCAGCAUCUCCAGCUCCCGGAGACACCUUACCCUGGAAUUUGCCUAAACAUGAGAGGUCCAAAAGAAAGAUUCAAGGGGGCUCCGUGCUGGACCCGGCUGAAAGGGCUGUGCUUCGGAUAGCAGAUGAGCGGGAUAAAGUUCAGAAGAAAACAUUUACAAAAUGGAUAAAUCAGCAUCUCAUGAAGGUUCGGAAGCACGUGAAUGAUCUCUACGAAGACUUGAGGGAUGGCCACAACCUGAUCUCCCUUCUGGAGGUUCUUUCUGGAGACACCUUGCCAAGGGAGCGAGACUUUUUGAAGACCUUACGGUUGGUGAGUGCAACAGCAGCAUGCGAGUGUGAGCAGCAUGAGGAUGUGCAGGAUGAGGACAAGGGGCCCAGGGAGAAGGGCCGGAUGCGCUUUCACAGGCUACAGAAUGUACAGAUUGCACUUGACUACUUGAAAAGACGGCAGGUGAAGUUAGUGAAUAUUAGGAAUGAUGACAUAACUGAUGGAAAUCCUAAGCUGACUUUGGGAUUAAUUUGGACAAUAAUUCUGCACUUUCAAAUAUCUGACAUUCAUGUAACUGGACAGUCAGAGGACAUGUCUGCAAAAGAACGCUUGCUACUGUGGACACAGCAGGCGACAGAGGGUUACGCUGGUGUGCGGUGUGAAAACUUCACCACCUGCUGGAGAGAUGGGAAACUAUUUAAUGCUAUCAUUCAUAAAUACAGGCCGGACCUGAUAGACAUGAAUACUGUUGCUGUUCAAAGCAACCUUGCAAAUUUAGAGCACGCUUUCUAUGUAGCUGAGAAAAUCGGCGUUAUCAGACUUCUGGACCCCGAAGAUGUUGAUGUCUCUUCGCCCGAUGAAAAAUCAGUCAUCACCUAUGUAUCGUCCCUCUAUGAUGCAUUUCCCAAAGUCCCCGAAGGUGGUGAAGGCAUUGGUGCAAAUGAUGUUGAAGUCAAAUGGAUCGAAUACCAGAAUAUGGUGAACUACCUCAUCCAGUGGAUUAGACACCACGUGGUCACGAUGUCGGAGAGAACAUUUCCUAACAAUCCUCUAGAACUGAAGGCACUUUAUAAUCAGUACUUACAGUUUAAAGAAAAAGAAAUUCCACCAAAGGAGACAGAAAAGUCAAAAAUUAAACGACUAUAUAAAUUACUAGAGAUAUGGAUAGAGUUCGGCCGCAUCAAACUCCUCCAAGGUUAUCAUCCAAAUGACAUAGAGAAGGAGUGGGGUAAACUCAUCAUUGCCAUGCUUGAACGGGAGAAGGCGCUCCGUCCUGAGGUGGAGAGGUUGGAUAUGCUGCAGCAGAUCGCCACCCGAGUUCAGAGGGACAGUGUCGUCUGUGAGGACAAACUGCUCCUUGCCCGAAAUGCUCUCCAGUCUGAUUCCAAAAGAUUAGAAUCGGGAGUGCAGUUUCAGAAUGAAGCAGAAAUCGCCGGGUACAUUCUCGAGUGUGAGAACCUUCUCCGCCAGCAUGUGAUUGACGUGCAGGUUCUGAUUGACGGGAAGUACUACCAGGCAGAUCAGCUGGUGCAGAGGGUUGCAAAGCUGCGUGAUGAAAUUGUGGCCUUAAGGAAUGAGUGCGCCUCCGUUUACAGCAAAGGACGAAUGCUGACCACGGAACAAACCAAGCUUAUGAUAUCAGGAAUCACUCAAAGUUUAAACUCAGGAUUUGCACAGACCCUACACCCCAGUUUGAACUCAGGGCUCACCCAGAGUUUAACACCUUCCUUGACCUCUUCGAGUGUGACUUCGGGCUUGUCAUCAGGGAUGACUUCCCGGCUGACUCCGUCUGUCACUCCGGCUUACACACCUGGCUUUCCUUCAGUAGUAGCUCCAAAUUUCAGUUUAGGAGUAGAGCCAAAUUCAUUACAGACGCUGAAGCUCAUGCAGAUCCGAAAACCACUGCUGAAGUCGUCUUUGCUGGAUCAGAAUUUGACAGAAGAAGAAGUCAAUAUGAAGUUCGUUCAAGAUCUCUUGAACUGGGUUGAGGAGAUGCAGGUGCAGCUAGACCACACUGAAUGGGGCUCAGACUUGCCAAGUGUCGAAAGCCAUUUAGAAAACCAUAAAAAUGUUCACCAAGCCAUUGAAGAAUUUGAGUCUAGCCUUAAAGAAGCUAAAAUUAGUGAGAUUCAGAUGACGGCACCUCUUAAGCUCUCUUACACAGAUAAGUUGCACAGAUUAGAGAGUCAGUAUGCAAAACUCCUGAACACAUCCAGAAACCAGGAGCGGCACCUUGAUACUCUCCAUAAUUUUGUAACUCGGGCAACUAAUGAGCUUAUCUGGCUGAAUGAGAAGGAAGAGGAGGAGGUGGCUUAUGACUGGAGCGAGAGGAACACGAGCGUGGCUCGGAAGAAGGGCUACCAUGCGGAGCUAAUGAGGGAACUGGAGCAGAAGGAGGAAAGCAUUAAAGCUGUCCAGGAGAUCGCAGAGCAGCUGCUUCUAGAAAACCACCCAGCCCGGUUGACGAUAGAGGCAUACAGGGCAGCGAUGCAGACCCAGUGGAGCUGGAUCUUGCAGCUCUGCCAGUGCGUGGAGCAGCACGCCCAGGAGAACACUGCAUACUUUGAGUUUUUCAACGAUGCCAAAGAAGCCACUGACUACCUAAGGAAUCUGAAAGAUGCCAUUCAGCGCAAGUACAGCUGUGACAGAUCCAGCAGCGUCCACAGACUGGAAGACCUCGUGCAGGAGUCCAUGGAAGAGAAGGAAGAGCUUCUGCAGUACCGGAGCUCAGUGGCAGGCCUGAUGGGGAGAGCCAAGACCAUCGUGCAGCUGAAGCCAAGGAACCCUGACAAUCUGCUCAAAACAUCCAUCCCCAUCAAAGCUAUCUGUGACUACAGACAGAUCGAGAUAACCAUUUACAAAGACGACGAAUGUGUUCUGGCAAACAACUCCCACCGUGCUAAGUGGAAAGUCAUUAGUCCCACUGGGAACGAGGCCAUGGUUCCAUCUGUGUGUUUCACGGUUCCCCCACCAAACAAAGAAGCACUUGACUUUGCCAACAGGAUUGAGCAGCAGUACCAGAGUGUGCUCACCCUGUGGCAUGAGUCUCACAUAAACAUGAAGAGUGUGGUCUCCUGGCAUUAUCUAGUCAAUGAGAUUGACAGGAUUCGGGCUAGUAACGUGGCCUCGAUAAAGACAAUGUUGCCUGGUGAACACCAGCAGGUUCUCAGUAACCUCCAGUCUCGUUUGGAAGAUUUUCUGGAGGAUAGCCAGGAAUCCCAAAUAUUUUCAGGCUCGGAUGUAGCUCAGCUAGAAAAGGAAGUGAAUGUGUGUAGGAGGUUUUACCAAGAACUUCUCAAGUCUGCAGAGAGAGAGGAACAGGAGGAGUCCGCAUACAAUCUUUACAUCUCGGAAGUGCGCAACAUCCGGCUUCGGUUGGAGAGCUGUGAGGACCGCCUAAUUCGGCAGAUCCGGACUCCCCUGGAAAGAGAUGAUCUCCACGAAAGCAUGUUCAGAAUCACAGAGCAGGAGAAACUGAAGAAAGAGCUGGAGCGGCUUAAAGAUGACUUGGCCACCAUCACAAAUAAGUGUGAAGAGUUCUUCAGUCAAGCAGCAGACUCCCCGUCUGUUCCUACCCUGCGAUCGGAGCUCAGUGUGGUCAUUCAGAGCAUGAGUCAGAUCUACUCUAUGUCUUCCACGUACAUAGAGAAGUUAAAAACAGUUAAUUUGGUUCUAAAAAACACUCAAGCUGCAGAAGCCCUUGUCAAACUGUAUGAAACCAAACUGUGUGAAGAGGAAGCCGUUAUAGCUGACAAGAAUAAUAUUGAAAAUUUAAUGAGUACCUUAAAGCAAUGGCGGUCAGAAGUAGAUGAAAAGAGAGAGGUGUUUCAUGCACUGGAGGACGAGCUGCAGAAGGCAAAAGCCAUCAGUGAUGAGAUGUUUAAGACACACAAAGAACGGGACCUUGACUGUGACUGGCACAAGGAGAAAGCAGACCAGCUGGUGGAGAGGUGGCAGAGUGUUCACAUGCAGAUCGACAACAGGCUGCGGGACUUAGAAGGAAUUGGGAAGUCGCUGAAGUGCUACAGAGAUUCCUAUCACCCUCUAGAUGACUGGAUUCAGCAAAUUGAAACUACCCAGAGAAAGAUUCAGGAAAACCAGCCAGAAAACAGCAAAGCCCUAGCCCUACAGCUGAAUCAACAGAAGAUGCUGGUGUCUGAAAUAGAGGUGAAGCAGAGCAGAAUGGACGAAUGUCAGAAAUAUGCAGAGCAGUACUCAGCGGCGGUAAAGGACUAUGAAUUGCAAACAAUGACCUACAGGGCCAUGGUCGAUUCACAGCAGAAGUCGCCAGUGAAACGGCGGCGGAUACAGAGCUCAGCAGACCUCAUUAUUCAAGAGUUCAUGGACCUGCGGACUCGCUACACCGCCCUGGUCACCCUGAUGACACAGUAUGUUAAGUUUGCUGGCGACUCGCUGAAAAGGCUGGAAGAGGAGGAGAAGUCACUGGAAGAAGAGAAGAAACAACAUGUUGAAAAAGCUAAAGAAUUGCAGAAAUGGGUAUCAAAUAUCAGCAAGACACUGAGAGAUGGGGAAAAGGCUGGGGAACCUCUCUUCUCUAAGCAACAGAUUUCCAGUAAAGAAAUAUCAACCAAGAAGGAGCAAUUCUCUGAAGCUCUUCAGACCACACAGAUCUUUUUGGCUAAACAUGGAGACAAACUGACAGAUGAAGAAAGAAAUGAAUUGGAGAAACAAGUGAAAACUCUUCAAGAAGGUUAUAACUUACUAUUCAGUGAAUCUCUGAAACAACAAGACUCACAACUGUCAGGAGAGGUGAAGGUAGAGGAGAAGCCGGAUAAGGUGAUUGCGGGCACCAUCAAUCAGACAACUGGAGAGGUCCUUUCUGUCUUUCAGGCGGUCUUAAGAGGCCUCAUUGACUAUGAAACAGGGGUCAGGUUGCUCGAGGCACAGCUGGUGACUUCUGGCUUAAUUUCACCAGAGUUAAGAAAGUGUUUUGACCUCAGAGAUGCCGAAAGCCACGGCCUCGUUGAUGAACAAAUUCUGUGUCAGCUGAGAGAACUAAGUGAAGUUAAGCAGAUCAUUUCUACCGCGUCACCAGCCACGGUCCCUGUGCUAGACUCUCUGGCGCAGGGCAUGAUAUCAGAACCCACGGCCAUCCGAGUUCUCGAGAUGCUGCUUUCCACAGGCUCUCUGCUUGUUCCAGCCACGGGCGAACGCCUGACCUUGCAAAAGGCUUUCCAGAAGAAUUUGAUUUCCUCGGCAUUGUUUUCUAAAGUCCUAGAAAGGCAGGACACUUGUAGAGACCUUAUUGACCCAUGCACCUCUGAGAAGGUCUCUUUAACUGAUAUGGUACAAAGGAGCAUUUUUGAGGAAAAUACCAGGAUGUGGCUUUUACCCGUGAGACCACAGGAAGCUGGCAGGAUAACUCUGAGGUGCGGGAGAAGCGUCAGCAUUCUGAGAGCGGCUCACGAAGGACUCAUAGACAGAGAAACCAUGCUUAGGCUGUUAGGCGCACAGCUUCUGUCUGGCGGUCUGGUCCAUGGCGACUCUGGCCAGAGAAUGACUGUUGAAGAAGCCAUGGCAAAGGGCAUGAUUGACAGAGACACUGCAAGUAGCAUCCUCACCUAUCAGGUUCAGACGGGUGGGAUCCUGCGCUCAGACCCUGCUAAGCGGCUGACGGUAGAUGAAGCCGUGCAGUGUGACUUGAUAUCAUCCAGCAGUGCGCUUCUGGUUCUCGAGGCUCAGCGGGGCUAUGUUGGACUCAUCUGGCCCCAGUCCGGUGAAAUAUUUCCCACAUCUUCCUCCUUACAGCAAGAGCUGAUCACAAAUGAAUUAGCCUACAAAAUUCUGAAUGGGAGACAGAAAAUCGCUGCUCUCUAUAUCCCAGAAAGCUCCCAGGUCAUUGAUUUGGAUGUUGCUAAGCAGCUCGGCAUCAUAGAUAACAACACAGCAUCAAUUUUAAAGAACAUAAGACUGCCAGACAAAAUGCCAGACGUGGGAGACUUAGCAGCGUGUAAAAAUGCCAAAAGAUGGCUCUCCUUUUGUAAAUUCCAGCCAUCCACAGUUCACGACUACAGGCAAGAAGAGGAUGGCUCCGAUGGCGAAGAGCCAGCCACAACCCAGAACUCGGAACAAACCAAAAGGUUAUUCCUGUCUUACUUGAUGGUGAACAGCUACAUGGACGCGAACACGGGGCAGAGGCUUCUGCUCUACGACGGAGACUUGGGCGAGGCUGUGGGCAUGCUGCUGGAGAGCUGCGGUGCAGAGCUCGGCGCCGACACGCCCGGGAGGGAAGGCCUUGCUGUCCCAGGCAUCCCCGACGCCUCUCCUAAUCAUGCAUCCCGUGAGGAGAAUGCUGAGUGUCCCACCUCAGCAGCUGGUUCUGAUGAAGCUCCUCACAGACAACUUGAACGUAAAGAGACGCUUGCAAACGGGAAGUGUGCCAUAAAUGAAGAGGCGGGAAACGAUGAUGGCAGGAGUGAGUUGUGUUGGCCAGAAAACCUAGCAAAUCCAACAACAGUUGUUCACAAAGCCAGCAGCCCAUCUAGUGUGUGUGUCCCCAAACCGGCACCAUGUUCAGCCCAACCUGAAUAUGCAGAGGGGAGUGCACUCAGACAUGACCCCAGGAAUAUUCUUAAAGACUGUGAAAAUCAAGGUGACCUUGAAACAAGGGCACAUCCAGAUGGGUGUAACCAUUCUAAAAGCACCAGAGAUCUUGCAGGUAAUAUUUUGACGGCAGAGACCCAUAGACUGUGUGAUCUGAAUGAAGGAGAGAAUGGAGAUGAUAUCCAGAAGGGCCCACCUGUCUUUGACUAUUCCCCUCAGCUAAGUGCCCUGUUAAGCCACGAUGAGGUGGGGCUCCGUCAGGGGAGUUUCAGUGAUACACAUACCCCACAGACCGCAGGAGAUAUGAGCGAAUCUUCUGCACUGGCGUUCGGUGGCCGCCGUGUGUCAGCUGAGCAGAGCACAAGAGAAAUAUCUCAGGACCAGUUUCUGGGAAUCGCAGCUAUUAACGUCAGCUUACAAGGGGAGCACUGUGAGCAGAGACCUGUAGAUACCGGGGGCGGCACUGUGCACACACACUGUGACAGCGACGAGUGCACAUCGUUUGCUUCCUGUGAGAGUGAACAUGCUCAGCAAACAGACGAAGACGAGAAAACCGGGUCUGAGGAGGAAGACUACUCCUGCUCCGUGAUCCCUGGUUCGUGGAACGCCAGCACACCUACUUGUGGUACAUUGUCACCUGAAGGAGCCAUCGAUGCUGGUGACUAUGAGACAUCCCUGCUGGCUGAUCAGCAGAGUGACACGGGAACAGACACCGAGAGUGAUGAUUAUUUUUAUGAUACCCCCUUGUUUGAAGACGAUGACCAUGAUUCUCUAGUUCUUCAAGGUGAUGACCAUGAUUGUUUGCAACCUGAGGACUAUGACACACUGCAGGAAGAAAACGAUGGGACGCCUCCUCCUGUUGAUGGUUUUUAUGAAGUCUCAAAAGAGGAGAAAAGUCCUGUGUUACCUCAAGGAGGAAUAGAUGAUAGCUUAAGUGUGAACAGCAAAGUUCAUUGUCCUCAGGAAUUUCUUGUAGGUACUGAGACACCUGGAUUGUAUUCAGUUGACCUGAAACAAUUCAAUUCAGUUGGCCCAAACAAGGUGAAUGUGCAGUUAGUGGAACCUACAGCCAAAAGGGAAGACCCACUUGACCUUAAGAAUAAUGAGUCUGAUUCGUUGAGUGAUGGUGACAUUAUAGGAAGGAAAGAGAGCUUAGGAGCUUCCUUAAUGCCUGGUGAUAGCUGGAGAGGGAGGAGAGAAGAGUGUGACAGUAGCCAGGAAAGUCAGUCUGACACUGAUCACGUAGGUUCCACGGAAAGUAGAGAAAGCGACAGGUAUUAUAUAUGUGACAGUACUGACAUGGAUGAUGAUGACAGUGAUAUUCAUAAUGAGGAAUACAGCAGUGAAGAUGGUGGUGACAGAGGAGGAGGACAAGGAGUAGAAGAUGAGAAUGGGAAGCCCUCGUUGUCUGCCACUCCUGUAAAAGAACACAGGGAUGAAAACCAAAGUACCUGUAACACGAUUCUCCUAGACAAAACGCACGUUUGUAGUCCAUCAGGAAAGCAACGCCACGCUGCUGUCUUACAGACAGAAGCAGCUGGCAUGAGAGGUCCAGACGCUGAGAGAAGCAACCAUCCAGAACUCAGGACUGGAGCAGAUGAAGAAGACAAAGGAAGUCUGUCUAACCAUGUGGAAACUACAGACGUGUCGUUGUCUAAUGCUGAAGACACCGCCUCAGAAGAAAUCUUGGGCUUUGAAAAUGUUUUACCUAAUAAUACCAAUUUGAUUUCUGAUUUAGAAAGUGAUGUAAUGAGCACAGAAGUCAAGUUGGUUCAAGGACCAGUAUCUACAAACAUUCUAAAAGCCGAAGACGAAUGUCUUGAGAGUGUAUCACCAAAAACCAGUCCCUCUUUUGAUAAAGUAGUUUGUUCUGCAACUGAGUUAGUAGGAAGACCUGAGGAAAAACACUCAUCACCUACAUUAGAUGACAGGGGUCAGCAAGAGAAUGGAAGAGGUCUGGUUAAAGGUAGAGAUGGCAGAAAUGGUCAGUUGAUACAUGAAACAUCCAUUCAGGAAAUAGGCAUUGGGAUAGAAGAAGGGCUGAUAGCAGGCCCAGAAGAAGAAGAAGAAAGAUAUCUCAGCUCUUCUCCAAACAAAAGUGCAACAGAGAGCCUCAGCUUUGGUAAGAGUCAGUUUCCUCCUCUGCUGAUGAACUCUGAGAAACCUGAACACAGAGGAGACCAGAAAGCAGCGACGGUGGCUCUUGGAGGUGAACCAAAGAGUGUGCAAAGGGGGGUUAGUGAAAGUCCUAUUCUGCUUGAGACUCUUGCAGAAAUAUUUGACGGCUCAGUUUAUAAAGAGGCCCAUGCUGACUUGACUUCAGGUGUAACAUCCUCUGGGGUGAGGAGCUGUGUGGAAGAAGAUUCCUUCACUGGAGGGCCGGAGAAAGAGAACAGUCCUACCUCUUUAGAACACAGUGAUAAACAUAAAAACGCAGAUGUGCUGGAACUAACCAAACAUAUCCUAGUUUCCUCUCCCAUGGAAGAUGACUUAUAUGCAGUAAAUAGUGCAGAGGAAAAGGCAGUCAUUCCCCAGGAAGACUGGCCGCCAGGUGCCAAGAUCCAGCAAGGUGACACUUCUAUCAAGGAAAGUAUCUCAGAAGAAAAAACAGGAGUUCUCCCGUUACCUCCAGAAAAUAGUGACACCACGCUGUCACCCUUACUUCUUAAAAGUGUGGAGGACUGUGGAGAAAAUACUGGUUUUGUGGAGUCUAAGCUCCAUAUGACUGGAGUGAAAACUACCUCCAACACCACCUCAGGUGUGGGCUGCUCAGUGUUGGAAAGCAGCCGAGAGGAAGAAAAGGCUGAGAAACACCCACACAGAGAACAAGCCUCAUCUCCAAAACCCCGAGAGAGAGAAGUUCAUAUUCCUGAGUUGUCUCUGGCAUUUGUGGAAGAUGGAAAGGCUAUUUUGAAGAACAUGUUAGAAGAAGUUCAUGUGAAUCUCCAAGAGGUUGGAGACCCUUCAUCUUGCACAGGCACUAAAAUUUCUCUUCAGAACUUCAUUAAGAGAGUUAUCUUGUCUCAGUUGCCAAGUGAAGUAUCUAGUGUGCCCAGUCCUGGCGUUUCUGCCAUGGCUAGCUCAUCACAACCAAAGGCAGAGAGUGGAGGGGAUCCCCUCUGUAUUACAAGACUUCAGUUGGACCUUCUUGAUAUGUUGAAACAAAAGCAGUACACCCAAGAAACCCCAGGCACAUCUGAGUUGAUGAAAGCAUUAACUCAGAUAGAGUGCAGUACAGAGGAAAGAGACACUGCGUCUGAAUUAAAACUUAAAAAUGCCUUUUACAAGAUGCUCUUUGAUGGGCUUGCAGCAGAAAGAGAACAGGCCGAAGCCUCGAGUCAAAAACCAUGUGCUGCUCCUGAGAUGGCAGGAGAAAAACCGUACAACCGCAGGGAUCUAAAGAGCGAAGAAGGAAAUCACUGUUCCCCAAGCCCACAGACCGUGAGAGAAAUGGAAAUGGAACACCCCAGUGUGCACCCCGCAGCACGGCCAGGAAACGGCGAGACACUUGAACAGCUAUGCAGUGAGCCCCCAGGCCAUUCACAAUGUAUUUUGGGAUCAAAAGAAAUGGCUUCUGAUGAUAGCUCAAAGGAAAAAUAUUCCAAUGAGUUACAACAGUGUUUGCAACAUACUGAGAAAAUGCAUGAAUAUUUGGCUUUGCUUCAAGAUAUGAAGCCCCCCUUAGACAGCCAGGCAUCUGUGGAUAACACUCUAGAAGCCUUGAGGAGUCGGCUUAAGCAGUUUGAGACAUUCGAGUUGGGAUUGGCUCCAAUUGCUGUGUUAUUAAGAAAAGAUCUAAAGCUGGCAGAAGAAUUCUUAAAGUCUUUUCCCAGUGACCUUCCCAGAAGACAUCACGAAGAACUGAGCAAAAGCCACAAAGAUUUACAGAAUGCCUUCUCAUCUCUCAGCAGCAUGUGCUCAGAAAGAAGGAAACUGAUCACACUUGCAAUUGACUCUGAAAUGUCUAAGCUGGCAGUUCGUCAUGAAGACUUCCUACACAAACUUACAUCGUAUUCAGAUUGGGUAUCAGAGAAAAGCAAAUCUGUGAAGGAUAUUCAAACUGUGGACAUCCAGGAUACUGCUCUUGUUAAGAAGGCUCUAGAGUUUCUUAAGACUGUGCUGAGAGACCUCUCACACACCAAACUGCAGCUGGAGACGACGGCCUUUGACACACAGUCCUUCAUCUCUGAUUGCGCCCAAGACCUGUCUCCCGAGCAGAGCAGACAGCUGCUGCGACUCCUCAGUGCAACCCAGAAGUGCUUCCUCCACGCGCAGGAGCUGGUGACGGCCGAGGCGGGCCGGCUGGAGGCUCACCUGCGGCUGGCGCAGGCGCUUGGUCAUCAGAAGGUGGUGGCAGAGCGUCAACAAGAGUACAAAGAGAAACUCCAAGGGCUGUGUGAUCUCCUCACCCAAACUGAAAACCGCCUGAUCAGUCACCAAGAGGCCUUUGUGAUUGGGGAUGGCACGGUGGAGCUAAAGAAGUACCAGCUGAAGCAAGAGGAAUUACAGAGGGAUAUGCAAGGAAGUACACAGGCAUUGGCAGAAAUAGUGAGAAACACGGAACUAUUUUUAAAAGAGAGUGGCGAAGAGUUGUCCCAAGAAGAUAAAGCUUUGAUUGAGCGGAAACUAACUGAGGCGAAGGUAAAGUGUGAACAGCUGAACUUAAAGGCAGAACAGUCGAGAAAGGAGCUGGAUAAAGCGGUGACGACGGCCAUCAAGGAAGAGACUGAAAAGGUUGCAGCUGUGAGGCAGCUGGAAGAGAGCAAAACCAAAAUAGAAAACCUUUUGGACUGGUUGACGAACGUUGAGAAAGACUCGGAAAGGGCAGGGAGGAAGCACACGCCGCUGAUCGAGCAGAAUGGAACCCAUUUGCAUGAAGGUGAUGGCAAGUCAGUAGCUGGUGAGGAGGAUGCAGUCAAUGGGAACCUGAUGGAGACGGAUGCUGAAGGGGACGGUGGGACCACCGAGGAGAAUCUGAACCAGCAGUACCAGAAAGUCAAGGCCCAGCACGAGCAGAUCGCGGCCCGGCACCAGGCGGUCAUCCUGGCCACGCAGUCGGCGCAGGCGCUGCUAGAGAAACAGGGCCACUAUCUGUCUCCCGAGGAGAAGGAGAAGCUGCAGAGGAGCACGCAGGCGCUGAAGGCGCACUACGAGGCCGCGCUGGCCGGGAGCGAGAAGAAGAUGAAGCUGACGCACUCCCUGCAGGAGGAGCUGGAGAAGUUCGACGCCGACCACGGCGAGUUCGAGCACUGGCUGCAGCAGGCGGAGCAGGAGCUGGAGAACCUGGAGGCGGGCGCCGACGACCUCGCCGGCCUCGCGGACAAGCUCAAGAGGCAGAAGAGCUUCUCCGAGGACGUCAUCUCGCACAAAGGCGACCUGAGGUACAUCACCAUCUCCGGGAACAGGGUGCUGGAAGCUGCCAGAUCCUGCAGCAGGAGAGACGGCGACAGGCUUGACCAGGACAGCAUCGACACUUCCGCGGCCCACAGAGAGGUUCAGACUAAACUGGAUCAGGCCACGGACCGCUUUCGCUCUCUGUACGCCAAGUGCAGUGUUCUUGGCAAUAACCUCAAAGAUCUGGUGGACAAAUACCAACACUAUGAAGAUGUGUCCUGUGGACUCCUGUCGGGGCUCCAGGCCUGCGAGGCCAAAGCAAGCAAGCAUCUACUUGAGCCCAUUGCUGUGGACCCCAAAAACCUGCAAAGGCAGCUAGAGGAGACCAAGGCUUUGCACGGGCAGAUAUCAAGUCAGCAGGUUGCCGUGGAGAAGCUGAAGAAAACUGCAGAGGUGCUCUUAGAUGCCAAGGGCUUGUUACUUCCUGCCACGAAUGACAUCCAGAAGACACUUGAUGACAUUGUCGGGAGAUACGACGAUCUGUCCAGGUCUGUGAGUGAACGGAACGAGAAGCUGCAGAUCACACUGACGCGCUCGCUGAGUGUGCAGGAUGGCUUGGAUGAGAUGCUGGACUGGAUGGGAAGUGUGGAGAGCUCACUGGCCAAGCAAGGCCAAGUGCCCCUGAACUCCACAGCGCUCCAGGACCUCAUCAGCAAAAGCAUUAUGCUGGACCAGGACAUCGCAGGUCGUCAAAGCAGCAUCACCGCCAUGAACGAGAAGGUGAAGACGUUCGUAGAGACAACAGACCCAUCCACGGCCUCCUUGCUGCAAGCCAAAAUGAAGGACCUGUCCGCUCGGUUUUCCGAAGCGAGUCAGAAGCAUAAGGAGAAGCUUGCCAAGAUGGUGGAGCUGAAGGCCAAAGUAGAACAGUUUGAGAAGCUCUCAGAGAAGCUCCAGGUGUUUCUAGAGACGCAGAGCCAGGCGCUCACGGAAGUGGACGUGCCGGGAAAGGAUGUGCCAGAGCUGUCUCGGUGUAUGCAGGAAUCAACCGCUAAAUUCGUAGAACACAAGAAAGAUCUCGAAGCGUUACACAGCCUCCUGAAAGAGAUAUCCAGCCAUGGCUUACCAGGGGACAAAGCUCUGGUGUUUGAGAAGUCAAAUAAUUUGUCAAAGAAAUUCAAAGAAAUGGAGGAUGCUAUCCAAGAAAAAAAAGAAGCUCUAAGUUCUUGUCAGGAGCAGCUGAGUGCUUUCCAGGCCCUUGCACAAUCACUGAAGUCAUGGAUAAAAGAAACGACAAAGCAGGUUCCCGCUGUGAAGCCUUCCUUUGGUGCGGAGGUCUUACGAAAAUCUCUGGAAGAAACCAAGAAAUUACAAGAAAAGUGGAGUUUGAAAGCACCAGAAAUUCACAAAGCAAACACCAGUGGAGUCUCGCUAUGUAACCUGAUCAGUGCAGUGGCUACCCCUGCAAAAGCCAUAGCAGCCGCCAAAUCAGGUGGAGUAAUACUAAAUGGUGAAGGAACAGACACAAAUACUCAGGAUUUCUUGGCAAAUAAAGGCAUAACAUCUAUUCAAAAGGACAUGACUGACAUAAGCCACAGUUAUGAAGACCUGGGCCUCCUACUCAAGGAUAAAAUAACGGAACUGAAUAUGAAACUCUCCAAAUUGCAAAAGGCUCAGGAAGAAUCAAGUAUAAUGAUGCAGUGGUUACAGAAAAUGAACAAAACUGCAAACAAGUGGCACCAGACACCAACGCCUACAGACACGGAGUCAGUGAAGAUGCAAGUGGAGCAGAACAAGUCAUUUGAGGCAGAACUGAAGCAAAAUGUUAACAAAGUGCAAGAAUUAAAAGACAAUCUGACGGAGCUACUGAAGGAGAACCCAGAGGCCCCAGAGGCCCCGACCUGGAAGCAGACGCUUACAGAUAUGGACACUAAGUGGCAAGAACUCAACCAGUUAACGGUAGACAGGCAACAAAAGCUGGAAGAAUCCUCCAACAAUCUAACCCAGUUCCAGACCACAGAGGCCCAGUUAAGACAGUGGCUCGUGGAGAAAGAGUUGAUGGUCAGUGUUCUCGGACCCUUGUCCAUUGACCCAAAUAUGCUGCACACCCAGAGGCAGCAGGUACAGAUUCUGCUGCAAGAAUUCGACACUCGGAAACCUCAGUAUGAGCAGCUCACGGCAGCUGGCCAGAGCAUUCUGAGCAGACCUGGGGAAGACCCUUCUUUACACGGGGUUGUGAAGGAGCAGCUGGUAGCCGUGACCCAGAAGUGGGAAAACCUGACGGGACAGCUGAGGGACAGAUGUGACUGGAUUGACCAGGCUAUUGUCAAAAGCACACAGUAUCAGAGCCUGCUGAGGAGUCUCUCGGGCACCCUGAGUGAGCUGGAUGACAGGCUCAGCAGCAGCCUCGCCGUAGGCACGCUGCCUGACGCCGUGAACCAACAGCUGGAAGAGGCCCAGAAGCUAAAGCAGGAGAUCGGGCAGCAGACAAAGCAGAUCAAAGAGGCACAGGCACUCUGCGAGGACCUGUCUGCACUGGUCAAGGAAGGCUUCCUGAAGGCAGAACUGAGUAGGCAACUGGAGGGCAUCUUAAAAUCGUUUAAGGAUAUUGAACAAAAGACAGAGAAUCAUGUUCAGCACCUUCAGUCGGCCUGCGCAAGCUCUCACCAAUUUCAGCAGAUGUCUAAAGACUUUGAGGCCUGGCUUGACGCAAAGAAAGAAGAGCAAAGAAAGUCUCCCCCAGUGUCAGCCAAACUCGAGGUCCUGGAGUCCUUACUUAACGCUCAGAAAGACUUCAGCAAAACUUUCACCGAGCAGUCCAACAUCUACGAGAAAACGAUUGCAGAAGGCGAGAGCCUGUUGCUGAAGACACAGGGCGCAGAGAAGGCAGCCUUACAGCAACAGCUCAACACGAUGAAAACCAGCUGGGACCGGUUCAGGAAGCAGGUGAACGAGAGGGAAGACACGCUGAAACACUCGUUGGAAAAAGCCCUCAAGUACAGAGAGCAGGUGGACACUCUGCAGCCGUGGGUUGACAAGUGUCAGCACAGCCUGGACCAGGUGAAGUUCUCACUGGAUCCUGCUGAGGCCGAGAGCUCCAUCGCUGAGCUGAAGUCCCUGCAGAAGGAAAUGGACCACCACUUUGGUAUGGUAGAACAACUGAACAACACGGCCAACAGCCUACUCAGUGUCUGCGAGGUAGACAAAGAAGUAGUUACAGAAGAAAACAGGUCAUUGAUCCAGAAGGUAGACACAGUCACCGAACAGCUUCAAAGUAAGAGAGUCUCCCUGGAGAACAUGGCCCAGAAGUUUAAAGAACUCCAGGAAGUUUCCAAAGAAGCCAAAAGGCAGCUCCUGGGUGCAAAGGAACAGCUGGAUGCCCAUCACACCCUCGGACCCCAGGCGGUCAGUAACAAACACCUGACCAUGCUACAGGCUCAGCAGAAGUCCCUCCAGACCCUGAAGCAUCAGGUCGACUUGGCAAAAACGCUCGCUCAGGAGCUGGUGGUAGAAGCCACGGAUUCUAAGGGAACCUCCGACGUGCUUCUGCAGGCAGACGCCUUAGCUGAAGAGCACAGCAGACUAAGCCAACAGGUUGAUGAAAAGUGUUCUUUCUUAGAAACCAAGCUCCAGGGCAUCGGACACUUCCAGAAUACCAUCCGAGAGAUGUUUUCUCAGUUCACGGAGUUUGAUGACGAGCUGGAUAGCAUGGCUCCAGUCGGGAGAGACGUAGAAACACUGCGAAGGCAAAAGGCGUCCAUCCAGACCUUUCUGAAAAAACUGGAAGCCCUCAUGGCAAGCAACGACAAUGCCAACAAAACCUGCAAGAUGAUGCUGGCCACCGAAGAAACCUCUCCUGACCUCAUGGGGAUCAAAAGGGACCUAGAGGCCUUGAGCAAGCAGUGCCACAAGCUGCUGGACCGAGCGAAAGCCAGAGAAGAGCAGGUGGACAGUGCCACGGAGAGGCUGGAGGCGUUCCACCGCAGGCUGGAAGAGUUCUCAGCCCUCCUCCAGAAGGCCGAGGAGCACGAAGAGUCGCAGGGCCCCGUGGGUACAGAGACGGAGACAAUUAACCAGCAGCUCGGCGUGUUCAAGGUAUUCCAGAAAGAAGAAAUUGAACCCUUGCAAGUGAAGCAGCAAGAUGUGAACUGGCUGGGUCAAGGCCUUAUUCAGAGCGCAGCUGCAAACACAUGCACUCAGGGUCUGGAGCAUGACCUGGAUGAUGUCAACGCACGGUGGAAGACUCUCAAUAAGAAGGUGGCUCAGCGAGCAGCCCAGCUUCAGGAGGCCCUGCUACACUGUGGAAGGUUCCAGGAUGCCCUGGAGUCCCUGCUCAGCUGGAUGGCAGACACUGAGGAGCUGGUGGCCAAUCAGAAGCCUCCGUCAGCUGAGUUCAAAGUAGUGAAGGCCCAAAUACAGGAGCAAAAGCUCCUGCAAAGACUGCUGGAAGACCGGAAGUCUACCGUGGAGAUGAUCAAACGGGAAGGAGAGAAGAUCGCGGCUUUGGCAGAGCCUGCAGACCGGGCGAAGCUCUCCAGACAGCUGAGCCUCCUGGACAGCAGAUGGGAGGCACUGCUUAGCAGAGCUGAAGCAAGGAACCGUCAACUGGAAGGAAUCUCUGUAGUAGCUCAGGAGUUUCAUGAGACCUUGGAGCCGCUGAAUGAGUGGCUUACAGCCAUAGAAAAGAGGCUGGCGAACUCCGAGCCCAUAGGAACCCAGGCGCUGAAGCUGGAGGAGCAGAUUGCACAACACAAGGUUUUAGAGGAUGACAUCAUCAAUCACAAUAAACAUUUGCACCAGGCUGUUAGCAUUGGCCAGUCAUUAAAGGUUCUGAGCUCCAGGGAGGAUAAAGAGAUGGUGCAGAGUAAACUAGACUUCUCCCAGGUGUGGUACUUUGAGAUUCAAGAGAGAAGUCACAGCAGGUCUGAGCUCCUGCAGCAGGCCCUGUGCAAUGCUAAGAUUUUUGGGGAAGAUGAAGUUGAGCUGAUGAACUGGCUGAACGAAGUACAUGGCAAGCUGAGCAAGCUCUCAGUCCAGGACCACAGCACAGAGGCGCUGUGGGAGCAGCACUCGGAACUCCGGGCUCUACAAGAAGACAUCCUCCUCAGGAAACAGAAUGUCGAUCAGGCACUGCUGAAUGGCUUAGAACUGCUCAAACAAACCACAGGUGAUGAAGUCUUAAUAAUUCAAGAUAAGUUGGAAGCCAUUAAAACAAGGUACAAAGACAUCACCAAGUUGAGUGCUGAUGUAGCGAAAACCCUGGACCACGCUCUGCAGCUGGCCGGGCAGGUGCAGUGCAUGCGUAAGGAGCUGUGCAGCUGGCUGGACAAGGUGGAGGUGGAGCUUCUGUCCUACGAGACGCAGGUCCUGAGCGGAGAAGCCGCAAGCCAAGUGCAAGAGAGACAGAAAGAACUGAAAAAAGAAGUUAAGAGCAACAAAGCCUUGCUGGAUUCUCUAAAUGAGGUGAGCGGCGCCUUGUUGGAGCUGGUACCCUGGAGGGCGAGAGAAGGGCUGGAGAAGAUGGUAGCGGAGGACAAUGAGCGCUACCGACUGGUGAGCGACACCAUCACCCAGAAAGUGGAAGAGAUCGAUGCUGCCAUUCUGCGGUCUCAGCAGUUUGACCAAGCGGCAGAUGCUGAGUUGUCCUGGAUUACUGAAACAGAGAAGAAAUUAAUGUCUCUGGGUGACAUCAGGCUUGAGCAAGACCAGACUUCUGCUCAGCUGCAGGUUCAAAAGGCUUUCACCAUGGAUAUUUUGAGACACAAGGAUAUUAUUGAUGAACUUGUUAAAUCUGGAUAUAAAAUCAUGACCACAUCUACUGAAGAGGAAAAGCAGUCCAUGAAGAAAAAACUGGAUAAGGUAUUGAAGAACUAUGACGCCAUCUGCCAGAUAAACUCAGAGAGGCACCUGCAGCUGGAGCGGGCACAGUCCCUUGUCAGCCAGUUCUGGGAAACAUAUGAGGAGCUCUGGCCGUGGCUGACGGAAACCCAGAGAACCAUCUCCCAGCUGCCCGCCCCAGCCCUGGAGUACGAAACUCUGAGACGGCAGCAGGAAGAGCACCGGCAACUGCGAGAGCUGAUAGCUGAGCACAAACCUCACAUAGAUAAGAUGAACAAGACUGGGCCACAGUUGCUGGAACUGAGCCCAAAGGAAGGCGUUUAUAUCCAAGAAAAGUAUGUGGCAGCCGACACCCUCUACAGCCAAAUUAAAGAAGAUGUCAAAAAGCGGGCCAUAAUACUGGAUGAAGCCAUUUCUCAGUCCACCCAGUUCCACGACAAGAUCGACCAGAUCCUAGAGAGCCUGGAGCGCAUCGUGGAGCGUCUGAGGCAGCCGCCGUCCAUCUCUGCUGAGGUUGAGAAGAUCAAGGAGCAGAUCGGUGAAAAUAAGAGCGUGUCUGUGGACAUGGAGAAGCUGCAGCCACUGUACGAGACCCUGAGGCAGAGGGGAGAGGAGAUGAUCGCCAGGUCCGAGGGCACCGAGAAAGACAUAUCUGCCAAAGCUGUGCAGGAUAAGUUGGACCAAAUGGUUUUCAUCUGGGGAAACAUACACACGCUGGUAGAAGAGAGGGAAGCCAAACUGCUGGAUGUUAUGGAACUGGCCGAAAAAUUCUGGUGUGAUCACAUGUCAUUGGUCGUUACCACUAAAGACACUCAAGAUUUCAUCCGGGACCUGGAAGAUCCUGGAAUCGAUCCCUCAAUAGUAAAACAGCAGCAGGAAGCAGCAGAGGCAAUAAGAGAGGAGAUCGAUGGACUUCAAGAGGAGCUCGACAUGGUCAUCUCGCUGGGCUCUGAGCUCAUCGCCGCGUGUGGGGAGCCUGACAAGCCCAUUGUCAAGAAGAGCAUAGACGAGCUAAAUUCAGCAUGGGAUUCUCUAAACAAAGCUUGGAAAGACCGGGUUGACAAACUGGAAGAGGCCAUGCAAGCUGCUGUCCAGUACCAGGAUGGAUUGCAGGCAGUGUUUGACUGGGUUGACAUCUCAGGCAAUAAGUUAGCCUCAAUGUCUCCAAUUGGAACGGAUCUAGAGACUGUCAAGCAGCAGAUUGAAGAGUUGAAGCAAUUUAAGUCAGAGGCUUAUCAGCAGCAGAUAGAAAUGGAAAGACUGAACCAUCAAGCAGAGCUUUUGCUGAAGAAAGUAAAAGAGGAAAGUGACAAACACACUGUUCAGGACCCGUUGAUGGAGCUGAAACUCAUAUAUGAUAGCCUGGAUGAGAGAAUUGUCAGCAGACAGCACAAGCUUGAGGGUGCUCUCUUGGCCCUGGGUCAGUUCCAGCACGCCCUGGACGAGCUCCUGGCAUGGCUGACGCACACCAAGGGCUUGCUGAGUGAGCAGAAACCUGUUGGAGGGGACCCGAAAGCCAUUGAAAUUGAGCUCGCUAAGCACCACGUGCUCCAGAAUGACGUGUUAGCCCACCAGUCCACCGUGGAAGCAGUCAACAAAGCAGGAAAUGAUCUCAUUGCAUCAAGUGCGGGAGAAGAAGCAAGCAACCUCCAAUACAAGCUCCAGAUCCUCAAUCAGCGCUGGCAGGAUAUUUUGGAAAAAACAGAUGAAAGGAAGCAGCAGCUGGACAGUGCCUUGCGCCAGGCCAAAGGGUUCCACGGUGAAAUUGAAGAUUUGCAGCAGUGGCUGACUGACACAGAGCGUCAUCUCCUGGCAUCCAAACCUGUGGGAGGUCUCCCAGAAACAGCCAAAGAACAGCUUAACUCACACCUGGAAGUCUGUAGUGCCUUUGAUGUCAAAGAAGAAACAUACAAGAGUCUGAUGCAGAGAGGACAGCAGAUGCUUGCAAGAUGCCCCAAAUCUGCAGAGACAAAUGUUGACCAAGACAUAAACAACUUGAAAGAGAAAUGGGAAUCUGUGCAAAGCAAACUCAUUGAGAAGAAAACUAAAUUGGAAGAGGCCCUCCACCUGGCGAUGGACUUCCACAACUCACUCCAGGACUUCAUCAACUGGCUCACCCAGGCCGAACAAACUCUGAAUAUGGCUUCCCGGCCAAGUCUCAUCUUGGACACAAUCUUGUUUCAAAUCGAUGAGCACAAGGUCUUUGCCAAUGAAGUUAACUCUCACCGUGAGCAGAUAAUAGAGCUAGACAAAACCGGAACCCACCUGAAGUAUUUCAGUCAGAAACAAGAUGUCGUGCUCAUUAAGAACCUGCUCAUCAGCGUGCAGAGCCGAUGGGAAAAGGUGGUUCAGCGGUUAGUAGAAAGAGGAAGAUCCUUGGAUGAAGCGAGGAAGAGGGCCAAGCAGUUCCAUGAAGCUUGGAGUAAGCUGAUGGAAUGGCUGGAAGAGUCAGAAAAAUCUUUGGACUCUGAACUGGAAAUUGCCAAUGACCCAGACAAAAUCAAGACCCAGCUGGCCCAGCACAAGGAGUUUCAGAAAUCACUCGGAGGUAAACAUUCUGUCUAUGAUACCACCAACCGAACUGGGCGUUCUCUGAAGGAGAAAACCUCCCUGGCUGAUGACAGCCUGAAGCUGGACAACAUGCUGAGUGAACUCAGGGACAAAUGGGACACCAUAUGUGGAAAGUCUGUGGAAAGACAAAACAAGCUGGAGGAGGCCCUGUUGUUUUCUGGACAGUUCACAGACGCCCUGCAGGCCCUCAUUGACUGGCUCUAUCGAGUUGAGCCCCAGCUAGCAGAAGACCAGCCUGUCCACGGAGACAUUGAUUUAGUGAUGAAUCUGAUCGAUAAUCACAAGGUCUUCCAAAAAGAGUUGGGGAAGAGGACCAGCAGCGUGCAGGCGCUGAAGCGCUCUGCCAGAGAGCUCAUGGAAGGCAGCCGGGAUGACUCCUCCUGGGUCAGGGUCCAGAUGCAGGAGUUAAGCACCCGCUGGGAGACGGUGUGUGCGCUCUCCAUAUCGAAGCAGACGCGGCUAGAAGCAGCCCUGCGUCAGGCAGAGGAGUUUCACUCUGUGGUCCACGCGCUCUUGGAGUGGCUGGCAGAAGCAGAGCAGACCCUGCGCUUCCAUGGUGCGCUCCCCGACGACGAGGACGCCCUCCGGGCCCUGAUUGACCAACACAAAGAGUUCAUGAGGAAACUGGAAGAAAAAAGAAGUGAGCUAAGUGCGGCCGCUGGCAUGGGUGACGCUCUUUUGGCCAUCUGCCACCCCGACUCCAUCACCACCAUUAAGCACUGGAUAACAAUCAUCCAGGCCAGGUUUGAAGAGGUGCUGGCGUGGGCAAAGCAGCACCAGCAGAGGUUAGCAGGGGCCCUGGCUGGGCUCAUCGCCAAGCAGGAGCUGCUGGAGACGUUGCUGGCGUGGUUGCAGUGGGCCGAAACUACACUUAGUGAGAAGGAUAAGGAAGUCAUCCCACAGGAGAUUGAAGAGGUGAAGACCCUCAUUGCAGAGCACCAGACCUUCAUGGAGGAAAUGACCAGAAAACAGCCCGACGUUGACAAAGUCACCAAGACCUAUAAGAGAAGAGCUGUCGAUCCUUCCUCAAUACAGUCUCACAUUCCCGUCCUGGACAAGGGACGAGCCGGAAGGAAACGCGUCCCGGCAUCAAGCCUGUAUCCCUCUGGGUCACAGACACAGAUCGAAACCAAGAAUCCCCGGGUUAACCUGCUGGUCAGCAAAUGGCAGCAGGUCUGGCUCCUGGCGUUGGAAAGGCGGCGGAAGCUGAACGACGCCCUGGACAGGCUGGAGGAGCUGAGGGAGUUUGCUAACUUCGAUUUUGAUAUCUGGCGUAAAAAAUACAUGAGGUGGAUGAAUCAUAAGAAGUCGCGGGUGAUGGAUUUCUUCAGGAGAAUCGAUAAGGACCAAGAUGGGAAGAUCACGCGGCAGGAGUUUAUCGACGGAAUCCUUUCCUCAAAGUUCCCUACCAGCCGCCUGGAGAUGAGCGCCGUGGCCGACAUCUUUGACAGAGACGGUGAUGGGUACAUUGACUACUAUGAGUUUGUGGCCGCUCUGCAUCCGAACAAAGACGCAUACAAGCCCAUCACAGAUGCGGAUAAAAUCGAGGAUGAGGUCACGAGGCAAGUUGCAAAGUGUAAAUGUGCGAAGCGAUUCCAGGUUGAGCAAAUCGGUGACAACAAAUACAGGUUCUUCCUGGGAAAUCAGUUUGGAGACUCCCAGCAACUUCGACUGGUCCGGAUCCUGCGAAGCACGGUGAUGGUUCGAGUUGGAGGUGGAUGGAUGGCUCUGGAUGAGUUCUUAGUGAAAAAUGAUCCGUGCAGGGUUCAUCAUCAUGGGAGUAAAAUGUUACGUUCGGAAUCAAACUCUUCAAUUACUACUACUCAGCCUACUAUAGCCAAAGGAAGGACCAACAUGGAGCUGCGCGAGAAGUUCAUCCUAGCCGACGGCGCCAGCCAGGGGAUGGCCGCCUUCCGGCCGCGGGGCCGCCGGUCACGGCCUUCCUCGCGAGGAGCGUCCCCCAACAGAUCCACCUCUGCGUCCAGUCACGCUGGCCAGGCAGCCUCCCCACAGGUGCCCGCUGCGGCCAGCACACCCAAGAUCCUCCAUCCUUUAACACGCAAUUAUGGUAAACCAUGGUUGACAAACAGCAAACUGUCAACUCCUUGUAAAGCAGCAGAGUGCUCAGACUUUCCCGUGUCAUCUGCAGAGGGAACGCCAAUCCAGGGAAGCAAGCUGCGACUUCCUGGCUAUCUGUCAGGGAAAGGCUUCCACUCCGGGGAGGACAGUGCCUUGAUAACCACCGCAGCUGCCAGGGUCCGAACACAGUUUGCUGAUGCCAGGAAGACGCCCAGCCGCCCCGGAAGCAGAGCCGGAAGCAAAGCAGGCAGCAGGGCCAGCAGCCGCCGAGGCAGCGAUGCCUCAGACUUUGACAUUUCAGAAAUUCAGUCCGUGUGCUCGGACGUGGAGACCGUCCCACAGACACACAGACCUGGGCCCCGAGCAGGUUCUCGGCCAUCCACAGCCAAGCCUUCCAAGAUCCCCACACCCCAGAGGAAGUCACCUGCCAGCAAAUUAGACAAGUCUUCGAAGAGAUAGUGCAAUUGGCUCCGGCAAGCCCCUCCCCUGAGCGUUUAUUAUUUAAGUGAAUGAUGUAAAAUACGAUGUAGAAAUUACUGUGAAAUAUCGCAGGAGGCGAGUUUUAAAUUCUGCAGAUGGCCUUAUUUGUCUAUUUGUCUUUUUAUUUGAUCUGUAUCACUUUUUUGGUCAGAUUUUCUGGGGUAAAAGUCACAUCAUAUGUGAUAAGGAAGAAAGACUUUUAACAUGAACCAAUGUUUCUGCACGGUCAUGUGCAGACCACACACUAAAGUCAGUUACUGUACCUCCAGGUAAGUCUCCACUCUCUCCGACAACUACAGCGCCACAUAGCUGACAUUAAGGGAUACCUCAUGAUACCUUUUAUGAAAGUUCAGAACAGCGUACAGACAUAGCAGGGAAAUCUUUAUUAUUAUUAUUUUUUUUGAGAUGCUUUAACUAUAAAUUAGAAGGAAGACAAAAGGAGAAACACACCCACACCCAGUUCUUCAAGCAGUAACCAACAGAAACUCACAGGAGAAUGCUCCCAGCAUCCCGGGUACCACCGUGUGCCAGCACCUGCCAGCAUCCCUGUGCCGUUGCUCUAGUCGCCGCCAGACGCGCCCUGGGCAUCAGCCAUCUAUACUAUAAGAAUGUGAGGCAAAGUGCAUUCGUGCAGACGUGAGGUUUGCUUUGCUUGGGUGGACGGCAGCCCCUGUAUCAUUUUGUAACAGCAACUUCGCUUGCAGAAAGCUAUGAAAUAAAACAUGUCCCUUAACUACAUUGCUAUGGAAUUAAUUUUUUCCCCAGGGAAAACCGGUGUAUUUUUUUUAUGAACAGUAUCAAUUUGGAGUGACCAAAGGAUACUUUAAAAGUGGGUUUAUUUUGAUUUCUCAUCUGGAAUAAUCAUGUUCUGGUAUUAUAUCUACUUAUAUUUAAUAAAUAUGCAUUUUAAUUUAUUAUGUAUACUCACAUACUAGAGAAAGAUAUUAGUAUGCAUUUAAUAAAACGUGUUCACUUGAA